Dinoponera quadriceps is the source of this 5424-nucleotide messenger RNA. Its product is annotated as arginine/serine-rich protein PNISR-like. The coding region runs from base 464 to 2800 and encodes 778 amino acids. Gene Ontology annotation, cellular component: presynaptic active zone; nuclear speck. Lineage: Eukaryota; Metazoa; Arthropoda; Insecta; Hymenoptera; Formicidae. The transcript is spliced from 11 exons. The record is from RefSeq and is a predicted model, not a curated record. Gene Ontology annotation, molecular function: RNA binding.
CGCGGCUAAGAUCAGGCAAAAUCGGCGGAGAUGUUUGACACCUUUCCGCUGAAAUAUUCCCGGGAGUGCUGCUAGAAUUUCAUCUUGAUUUCGGGUUGCUCCGGUCAAGAGGGAACCCGACCACUUCGGCUCGCUUGGUGAAUCGGUUGACCGUUACGACGGAGGUCCGUAACACGUCCGUAAAGUUCACGCAACAUACAUGCGAUACGUUCGGCAAAGACCGUGUUGAAACAUCGAUCGACGCCGCGGGAGUGUUAAGUACGCGGGAAUGCUACUCUCUUGUCGCACGAGUCGUGCGACGUUGAUCGUUUUGAGUUCAGUGGGUUAGAAUAGUUGGAAUAUGUUCCUCCUAGCAGCAGGCUAAAUGCACAUAGCUGAAUAAGGAAAGAUUCCUCCUUCACACUUGGUGCCUCUCCUUCUGUCUGUCCUCCUCCCCCUCCCUUAGCUCUUUGCGGAGCUAUUGAUGAAGAUGAGUGGUGAAAUGUUCGAGGGAGAAGAUUAUCCGACUCAGUGGGCUCUCAAUCCGUCUGCUUAUCAAAACAUGAGUAACGAUCAAGUGGACUGGGCAGCAUUGGCCCAACAGUGGAUAAAAAUGAAAGAAACAAUUGUACCACCAGCACCACCGCCACCUGCCAUAAAUACCAUGUGUGCUGGCAACGAUGGCAGUGGUGAGGCUCCUAUGGAUAUGGAUACUAAAGACGACGAUGUGCCUCCGGCACCACCCGCUCCAAAUAUUAGUGGGUCAGCCUGGAACCAAUGGAACCAAUGGGAUAACUGGAAUAGCUCAACAUCGGGAAGCUGGGAAUGGGGCGGUGUGCCUCCUCCUGGUGUCACGGUAGGUCCCGAUGGGAAACCAAUUGGACUUCCAGCUGUACCAGUUGUACCACCAGCUCCAGCGAUAUCUACCACUACUGAUUUUAACACACCUCCACCUGCACCUUCAAUGUAUUCAUACAAUUCAGUAUCUCCCGCACAGUCGUAUAAUCAGGUUACUAACGCUUAUUGGUCCGGAGAGCCACCUAACACAGUACCGCCACAGCCACCUGGUUUUAUGAAGGGUAUAAGGCACAUGAGCAGAGCGUCUCACAUGAGAGGGAUAGACCCAGCUCGGUGUCGAGACGACAGAGAAAAGACACCGGAGGAGGACACCACUACGACUAUAGAUGCCGCGAAACGACGGCAGCUACCGGCAUGGCUUCGAGAAGGGCUGGAAAAGAUGGAAAAGGAAAAGCAGAAAGCUGUGGAGAAGGAAAGGCUGGAAAUUCUAAGGAAGCAGGAAUUGGAGGCUCGCAAGCAGGCCGAAGACGAGGCGCGCGCCGUGCUGGAUCCCAGCAAGAGCAAAUUCGAUUCAGACUCGGAGAAGGAAGCGGAGCAGGAUUUUGACACUGGUAGUGCGCGCGGCCAGCAAUCCGAAAAGAGCUACGAUCGCACCCCCGACAUUGUGCUACGACCGCGAAAGUCGCGAUUCAGAGACGCAGACUCGCCCGAAUCUCACACGGCCGCCGACGAGAGUCCGACCGCUGUGGCUAGCACGCCUCCUUCCGUACCGAAGCGUUCCCGAGAGGAGAUCAUGCAGGACAUAAUGUUGAUGGUACGUAGAUCGCUGACGGAGAUACUGUUAGAAGUGACGAAUGAAGAGAUCGGUGUGGUAUGCAGAGAAGUUUGGAGCCACGCACGUACCAAAGUCCCCGCAGGAGAGACCCCCGUCGCAUCCCUCAACAACAUGGCCCCUCUUGCUCAGAUCACUCGCAAGCUCGGUCUGGGCAUCUACGGCGACAGUAACAGUGAGUCUGACGAGGAGCAGAGCGAAUACGGGCAGGUUCAGGACGAUGACAGCGACGAAGAACUGAUGGAAACGGUGAGACGGCGGCAGCAGGCGUUCCGCAAGACAGAGGAGGAGAUCGAGGCGCGACUCGCCGAGGAGGAUGAGCGGGAAGAGCAGCAGCUGCGUUACGAGGAGCAGUAUAAUAAGCAACAGGAAAAUCAUACCGGUAAUACUAGCUGCAGAGAGUCAGUUGAUGAAAAAGAAACGGUAAAUAAUCAGAGAGAAGCGUCCGAAACUUUGUCGAGCGACGGCCAAAGUCCACAAGCGGCGACGGCGGCGACGACGCAGAAUAAUGCGCCGGCCGACAGCGCGACGAAAGCUAACAGCACCGUCUCGGGAUCGGCCGACUCCGAGUCGAGCAGCUCCGACUCGACGAGCAGCUCCGAAUCGAGCAGCCGUGAAUCCUCGAAGAAGACCAACAGCAAACGCUCGGCCAAGCAGCAGCAGCAGCAGCAGUCACGCGAGCGGGAACAUCGACGACGGAAGUCUAGGAGCAAGAGCAAGUUGCGAAACGACUCCUCUCGGCUGUCCAGAUCGCACUCCUCCGACAGCCGUUCCCGCAAACGCAGGUCGCGCUCGAGAUCGCUGACCAAGUCGCGCAAGGGCUACCGCUCGCGAUCCUCCAGCAAUCACAGGUCCAGCGGCGACGGCGCCGAUCGGAAGCACCGUUCACGAUCGCGCAACCGCAAGCGCGUCAAGUCACGAUCGGCGUCCACCGGCAGGAAGUGGUCGAAGAAAUCCCGUUCGCGCUCCAGGGAGAGACGACGAAGUCGGUCCCGCAGUAACGUGAAACGAAGGAGAAUGUCUCGCUCGAUGUCGCGCAGCCGCUCGAGGGGUUCGCACAGACGGUCGAGGUCUUAUGUUUCCAGGAGCCGGCGACGGAGCCGAUCGAAGUCGCGAGAUCGCAGUAGAAAAUCGCGAUCCAAGUCGAGCCAUCGCGACGGUAAGAAGUCGUCACAUCGGUACAGGAAUUGAUCCCCGCUUCGAGCCAAGGUUGUAUGUACAUUCAUUCUGAUAGCCUUAAUCUAUUUCACAAGAGCAAUAAGCUCCGCUUCUUGUACAUACUUACGGAGAAGAUGUGUUUUCCUUUCUUUUUUCUCUCCUUUUUCUUUACAGCGGCAGGAACCUCGAUAAUGUACCUUUCUUCGCGUUUAUCCUUCGAGCACUUUUUCUCUUUAACUUUACGAGUGAUCGAGACGACAAUAUUAGCGAAGGAAGCGACUGUUUACUUUAUGCGCGAACAAAAUUGCUAUUUUAGGAAUCGAGCGCGCUUAUUCCGUAACUUUUAACGUAUGCGUUACAAAUCUUUGCGCGGACACAAUAACUGCGCAACGAUAACCAAAUUUUCGUUACGAGUCACGGAAUAAGAGAGCGCGGGUCACUUAGCUCGGAUUCAUUAGUUGGAAGUCUAUGUAACCAUGUUCGUACUCCACAGACAAAAGAUCUUUUAUUUUCAUAUUUUUUUUUAUUUUUUUUAUUGUUAUUUUAUAUUUAUUUUCUUAUAUUCGCUGGAGAAAGAAAGAGAUUGGACGUCUCUAUAUUUUUAUUUCUCUCCUUAUGUACUUCGGUUCUGUGUUGGAAAAUAUGCAAAAUUCGUUAUUACAAAAUAGAUGACAAGUAGGGAAAUCUGCUCAAUUGGUUUCGAAAACUUACUGAUAACAAUUUAUUAAGCUGCAAUCAAAAGUUUACUACGUUUAAGUUGCACUAUGAAAGAUACAGUUAGGUACGAAGGUACAUUAUGAUUUAGCUAUAAGAAAUGAGAACAGCAUAAUGCGACGUCGAGGUUAGAUUCGUUAGGAUGCAUUUAAAAAAAAAUUGGCUGUCAUUCAUUUUAUAUCAUCAUCAGUAAUGCCCUCAGCGAUAGACUGAAACAAACCAAGGCAAUAAUACAUAGUUUCUCCAGAUUCUUUUUUUUUUUACACCGAUUUUUCACGAAAGACAUUCUAGAAAGUAGUUAUUAUAAAAUAUAAUUGUAAGUGUAGUUAUUGUUAUGUAAAACAUUGAUGCCGACGUGAAUUCGUUGAGUUCGUGUACUAUGAAUGUACGAUAACAACAUCUUUAUAUUGAUUCGCCAGGUUGAAUCGCGUAUACUUAAUAUAAGGAAUUGUUAUCGCAUACUUUUAACGUGUAUGUAAUUAUAUAUAUUAUACAAUACAUAAUUUAUAAUUAUAUAUGAAAAUAUAUAAUUAUAAUUCGAAAACAGAAGUCACAUCGAGAUAUUAUCGCGGUGAGCGAAUUAUUACCGGUGAUAAUUGGCGAUGGAUUAAACGAUACAUUCAAUUAUUAAGAAAAUUUCCAUUUCUAAUCAAUUUUUGCUACUUUUUCAACAUCGAGAUAUGAAACUUUUAUUGAAUCUUUGUUUGUUUCAACAAAUUCCGUUCAUUGAUAUUAGAUUUAUCGAAAUAUAAGAUGACAGCUAAUCGGUUUUCUUUUUCCAUUUCUUUUCAAUAUUAUGUCUAACUGCGUUCACACAAAUGAUAUCUAAGUCCAUAGUUGACUCGUGCAAUUCAAGUGAUAAGAUGAUGUAAUAUACGAACGACGUAUUUUAUAAUGUUGUUAUUGCGCCAAUAACUCGAAAUACUUUCGCUAAGUAAAUAAAUGACCGAUUGCUCCUUAUAACACGGCGAUCCGCUAGAAUGUAAAUCACAGAACGAAGAGAUUGAGAGAGUAUUGUUGAAACUUUCUUUCCUUUGUUCAAAGGUUUUGUUGAAACACGCCAUUGUAAAGGGAAAAAUGUAAUUAGGGAACGACCGUUCGUUCAAAAUUAAAGCGAGCAUGAGGACGAGUUUUAAUCUUCCAACUUUGUUUUAGACAUCAGAGUUAUAGAUCCUGGAUAGAAACAUAGUGCGAGUUUUGUACAGUGAAUUACGCGACAGACCCUUCAUCGCUCAAUAUUAAAUAAUCACAUGUUCAAUAUUAAUUAUAUAUGUACAUAUAAAAAAAAUAUAUAUAUAUUUACAAGUAAGCGUUAUACAAUUAUAAUUGUACUAACGUAUUGAAUUCGGAAAGCACUGAGUAGAGUAUGUGGAGAUUUGUAUUCUAUCGAGAAAUCAAAAUUUGUACUUCUGACACAAACGACUUAAGAAUUGAAAAGGUACAUUCGGAUUUUGCUAAGACAAAAAAGAAAAAAGCUACGCUACAAAAAAAUAAUAUUUUUCCAAAGUCAUUGAUCGAUGAUCGCGUAGAUUGAAUGUGUUACGCGCGCGCCAGCAUUUCGACCAGGAGUCCUAGAAAUCUUAUUUUGUUUCAGCAUCUUCCACUGGCUUCCACUCGGCUUCAACGAUUUCACUAUGAUUCAGUUCAUCAACGUAUCAGCGCAAUGUGUAUACAGUUACAUAUUUCGAAUAUAUCAUAUUCAAUCUUCUCAAAUAGUGUAUAAAACCGCAUGAUAUACAAUAAAUAAUGAUACACGUAAGGCGGUGUGUAUAAGUAUCGAUCGCUCGUGUGCGCUGAAGUUUCUCUCUUCUCUUCUUAAUAAUAAGAAGGAAAAGGAAUGCGAAGAAUCGUCGUGAGGCAACGUGUAUAAAUACCGACCACUUGUAUACAGAAAUGUCUCUCUCUCUCUCUCUCUUCAUUUCCUUCCUCAUAAUAAAAAAAAA